Messenger RNA from Monoraphidium neglectum, 363 nucleotides. RefSeq lists its product as hypothetical. The record is from RefSeq and is a predicted model, not a curated record. Bases 1 to 363 code for a protein of 120 amino acids. NCBI's taxonomy places the organism in Eukaryota, Viridiplantae, Chlorophyta, Chlorophyceae, Sphaeropleales, Selenastraceae. The transcript has a single exon.
AUGAGCGAGCUGGUCGCGGCCUUCAGGAAUGAUGCGGGAUCUGCUGGCUCGUACGACGACUCAGACCGGCUUGUUCCAGGCAUGGGGCCGCCAGGGCCAUACCAACUGCCAGCCGUGGAGGCCCUUGCCUGGCACCACGACCCCGCCCCUCUACCACCCGUGGUUGCGGCGCUGCAGCGUCAACAUGAUCGCUUUGUUGCUUCACCGCAGUGGGCGCAGAUCCGGCACCACCACGAGGAGCAGCAGCAGCGGCUGCAGCAGCUGUGCGACCAGCGCGGCAGCAGCGAGGCGAGCUGCGUCGCGGGCGAUGCGGGCGACGCCGGCCAGGGCGGACCCGCUGCCUCCGCUGGCCCGGCGGGCUAG